AUGGAUCCACACCCUCAGGGUCCUCCCAUCGAUACCGAUUCCAUCCCAUCUUCGGCGGCGUGCAAUCUGUGUGGAAGAGUCCUUCAAUCUGCUUCCGAUGAUCUUGAAAUCUUCAGCUUAUGUGGAGACUGUAAGUUUUUGCUGCUUGAAGAUUUCGGCACCCCCGCGCCUCCCUUGACCCGGAGGCAGACGGCUAGAAGGAGGAGGAGCAGCAGGAGGAGAAGGACAAGUAGGCACGGCAGCUCUGAAUCUGUCGGUGAUCUUUCCUCCCAACAGUUGACACAUUUGAUAAGACAAAGCCUUGAGACUAGCUCCCAUACCACUCCCAGUGGUUCCACAAGGUGGAGACUUUUCUCUGAAUCUGAAAGUGAAGAUUUUGAAACCUUGGAUUCUCGCUACGGCGAGACCGAAUCAAACGCUAGUUUUAGCCUCUACAGGUUUCCCCAUGGUGAUAAUGAUGCCAUUUCUUUUAGUGCUUACGGUGGAGAGUCUGAUGCUUCGGCGGACAGGGACAGGAGCGACAUUGACUUUGACACUGAUAUUGACCCCAUGCAUGCUGGUCUGAACCAGUGGAACUCAGACGAGGAAGACAGGGAAUGGGAGGAAGGAGCUGGUCCAUCUGGGGUAGCAGGAACACGGUAUUUGGCAAGUCCAAGUGAGAGCUACAGCUCCAUGUCUCGGUUCGAUUCUCCCGAGUUUGAGAGAGGGUUUCGUCAAAGAAUUGUAGAGAGGAGGCAGGCGUUAUCUCGCCACAUCUUCACUGGUUUGGAGGAUAUGGAGUUCUCACCCUAUGCUGCAAAUGUUGCGGAUUAUCUUGAUGAGAGAGGUUUUGAACAACUGCUGGAGCAACUUGCUGAGUCUGACAAUUCAAGAAGAGGUGCACCACCUGCAUCUGUGUCAUGCGUCACGAGUCUUCCAAGGGUUACCAUCGGGGAGGAGCAUGUAAACAAGGGCCUAGUCUGUGCGGUUUGUAAAGAGCUUUACAGCCUCGGCACUGAAACCACGCAGCUUCCAUGUCUCCAUCUGUACCAUGCUCAUUGUAUUGUACCUUGGCUAAGUGCCCGUAACUCCUGCCCACUCUGCCGGUACGAGCUCCCAACAGAUGAUAAAGAUUACGAGCAAGGAAAGCAGAAUGUGCUGGAUGCGAGCGAGGAUAGCUCCUCUGGUGAUGAUGAUGAUGGCACAGAAGCCGGGGAAGAGGUCUAUCUAGAGAUAGGCGGGAGUGAGGCCGGUGUGAGCAGAGUUAGCAGAGGAAGAUGGCUCUUUCUGGCUGCUGCACCAGUUGUGAGUCUGGUGGGCGUUGUGUUGGCAGUGUGGCUAAGCAACCCGCAGAGGAGGGAUAUGGUAAUCUCUCAUAGCCAAAGGGAAAACAGGACCAGAAGAUGGCUGCCGUUCUUCUGA
This is a messenger RNA of Microthlaspi erraticum, 1401 nucleotides long. Lineage: Eukaryota; Viridiplantae; Streptophyta; Magnoliopsida; Brassicales; Brassicaceae. The record is from the annotation of a GenBank genome assembly.